Hevea brasiliensis (rubber tree) is the source of this 1139-nucleotide messenger RNA. RefSeq lists its product as uncharacterized. The transcript is spliced from 3 exons. The record is from RefSeq and is a predicted model, not a curated record. Bases 452 to 994 code for a protein of 180 amino acids. NCBI's taxonomy places the organism in Eukaryota, Viridiplantae, Streptophyta, Magnoliopsida, Malpighiales, Euphorbiaceae.
UGGAUUCUGGUGGGGUUUAUAUAAUAUAGAUGGCUUUAGGGUAUGGUUCUCCAAGUUUCGUAACAAACACCCGUCACCCUGCAAUAGCAAAAUGCAAAAUACUGAGUCAGGAGUCAAAGAACCGUAACGUACCCAAUGAAAAUAUUUACAGAAUUAAAUAAAGCAAAGUGCGCAGAGACUUUAAACUUUUCUCAAGAUUUAAUAAAGCAAUUUUAUUACUUUGUCAAUCUGCUUAAUCGACAAGCAAAAGCACUCGAGCCCAGUGGCGUAUAUUAUGUGUUUGUACUGUAUUUAAUAUUUGAUUUAUUGUAGUUAACUACUAAUUUGCACUUCUGUAUCAACUCUCUUGUGCUUUUCUCUAACGCUUUAGUGUCUUUUCGUGUUUAGAGAGAGAGAGAGAGAGAGAGAAAGAGAGAGAAAAGGAGAGAUUUUGUGCUGUGGGUUUUGAAAAAUGGCUUCAGCAGUGUUGCUGGUGGUGGUGUUUGUGUUUGAUUUGGUUGCUUUUGCGCUCGCUGUUGCCGCCGAGCAGAGGAGGAAUACCGCAACAGUCAAUAUUGAAGGAGAUUAUAAGUACUGUCAAUAUGAUUCAGAUAUUGCAACUGGAUUAGGUGUUGGUGCCUUGGUGGCCCUUAUGGCUAGUCAAAUCCUAAUAAUGGUGGCAAGUCGAUGUUUGUGCUGUGGAAAGGUCAUGAGACCUAGCGGGUCUAGGACCUGGGCAAUUGUUUUAUUUAUCUCCUGCUGGGUAUUCUUUUUCAUUGCUGAGGUCUGCUUGUUAGCGGGUGCUGUUCGAAAUGCCUACCACACCAAAUACUACUUGUCAUCAGACCAUACCCUAUCAUGCCGGGAACUGAGAAAGGGAGUGUUUGGGGCUGGAGCUGCAUUCGUCAUCCUUACAGGCAUAGUAUCUGAGCUUUACUAUGUAAGCUAUUCCAGGGCAAAUGACGGUCAACUUUCAUAUGGCAGAGACACCGGUGUGAGGAUGGGGAACCUAUAGCACGGUUAGGUUGGACUGAGAGGCAAGAAAUAUUCUAGUAUGCAACUCAUAGGCUCAUAGCUCAUUUGACCUGCAUAUCAUGAAUGUGGACAUUUAAGAGUGAAACAUUAGCAUACGUCUAUUUUCACACAUGGUGUUUGAUUAA